Arachis ipaensis is the source of this 1720-nucleotide messenger RNA. RefSeq names its product paramyosin-like protein. NCBI's taxonomy places the organism in Eukaryota, Viridiplantae, Streptophyta, Magnoliopsida, Fabales, Fabaceae. Gene Ontology annotation, biological process: Golgi to plasma membrane transport. The record is from RefSeq and is a predicted model, not a curated record.
ACUUCAAGACAAGAACAGUCCAUCCCGUCAUUCAUUAGCGGCUCCGGCGAGAGUCGAACGAAGCAGCAUGGAAGACAACGAAGACUCCUCCACUCUUCACCAGAUUCUAGAUCUCUUUUUCUCCGCCGGUUACGUUGAAGCCGUAAACUCCGACGCGCCGCCGUCUCACAAAAUCGCCCACGGCCUUUCCUGGUGCUUCGCCUCCCUGGACGCCUCCUAUUCCACCAUAACAGGUGGUGACAAUGCAGAGUUCAUUGAGGAAGCUCUGAGAUCAGUAGGAUGCCCGCACUAUCUUCGAUCCUCUCAUGUUCGAGAUCUUGAUACUGAAGCUAUUCUCCCUGUAGUGCAAUGGCUUACGCUACGUGUUCGAUCAACACAAGAACCUGGUGAGGUUCACUCUGAACAUGUUGUUCAAGGGGAUGAACAGUCACUGUGGGGGCUCGACAAGGAGUUAGAGAAAGCAGAAAUUUCCAUAAAGACAUUGACUGAAAACUUGGAUGAACUGAAACACAGGAAGACAAAUGUUUUGGAACAGUUAGAUCAUAUACGAAACCGAAUCAACAAGGAGGGUGCUGAUUCUGUGGUACAGAAGCUCAUAUCCUUAAUGACGUCUUUGAAGGAUCUUGAAAGGCAGGAAGACCACUUUCAGUCUAAUUGUGAUUCUGAACAUUCAGAACUUCUAGCUGAGAUCAAUGAAUUAGAGGCAAAAAUAGCAAAUGAUUGUGAUAGCAAGAGCCUCUCGGAUGGGCUACAUCAUUCUAUAAGUGAAUUACAUGAAAAAGUUCAUUUGGAGAAAAAGCAACUUGCUGCUAAGCUGAGGGAUAUUCUGGCAAUGAGACGACAGAUCGAUGACCUACCAUGCCAGUCAGAGAUCAACCAGUAUGAACGCCGGCUCUCAGAACUGUAUGCUCAAAUCCAGGGAAAACAUCGACAAACCCGUAAAUACUAUGCUACCUACAAUGCUCUUUUGGAAAUGAAAGAAUUGAUGCUAAAGGAAACAUCCUUAUUGAAUUCAAUCAUUUCACAGUUUCAAGAGGCCUUCAGUAGUAUGGAUGGUCGUGCAAAACUUGUUCAUUCCAUGGAAGGAAUUGUCAAGGGCAGUCAACAGAAGCUAGAUAAGGUUCAAUUAGGGCUUGAAGAAGAGGAGAGAGUACGUAAUGAUAUUAAGAAUAGGUAUGCUGCGGCUGUGGGUGAACAAAAACGUUGCUAUUCUCUGUUAAAGGCUUUUCAGGUAGAAUGCGCCAAGAAUGAGAGGUUUCGUAGUCAAAGUUGGGAGUAAGAGUUGAUUACAGCCUUGAAAUGUGAGUUUCCCAUAAUAGUGUAUCGCAGAUUCAGUCAUAGCAAAGUGAUUCCGUGUUCAUCCAAUAACUCUCAAUUGUAUAAAGCCGAUGGUUACUAAAAGGAAGUGUGUAUUGUGAUAGUGCUAUCUAGGAAAAGCUCUAACUAAGAAAAGACUCGGUUAUUAACUGGUCCAUUGUGACUCACCCCUCUGUCCUAAGAAUUUACCAAGGUUGCAUACACUAUCCUGGUAAACAGUUAUGAUGUCAAGUUUUUCAAGUGCUGUGAAAUGUGAGAUAGAGAGGUUUGAUUGAAGAAUUAAUAUUGGCAUGUACGUAGCAAAUACAAACUAAGAAUGUUUUAAUACAAUCAUGAUUACAAAAGGCCUUGGAAGAGAAAAGUUUAGCAGGAUAAAUAAAAAUGCCAAUAAUUUGAUUUGAGA